UUGUAUUGUUAUGUGUUGGGCAAGCUUAAUGUUAAAAUGAAACUCGCUGCUUGUAUAUUUGUUAAAGUUUGCCAAAUUAUUGCAACUGUGGCAGCAACCUGUUUAAAAAAGUUAUCUGAUAAAUACUCUGAACGGUUGUUAACAAUCAACAACAAAAGAUUAUCGGAAUGGAUGCUUUUGAAUACAAUUUCAUUGACGAAGGAAACCGAUGAAUUAAGUGUCCUCACUUUUGUGGGGUAUACAUUUAUAUCAACUAUUUUACUGCUUUCCAGAAUCAAAGAAAAGGAUACCAAUUAUCACAUAACUGAGAUCAUUUUAUUGUCAUUUGGAAUAUUGUUCUUUACCUUGCAAGGGUUAUUAAUAUUUGGUGUUUUGGAACAAUUGCCGGAUGAUAUAUUAUCCUAUGGUUAUUCCCUCGGAACUGUGUCGUUUAUAUGUGCGAUUCUUUUUGCCAUAGAUCUUUUUUUCUUUCGGCGAAUGGCAGUUUCUAAAAAUGUGACGUCCCAAACCGAUUUGGAAUUUAUAGAUAAGACAACUUGGAAAAAAGUGGACAUGAGAAUAAAUACUAUUGAAAUGGAUCGAUCUGAUAAGUGUUGCUUGUCGGACGCGACAAGAAAUGGCAAAAAACUCAAAUACCUACGAACUGAUUUAUGAUAAACACUGAGAAUAGCAAGUUUCUUUAAUAAUAACCACAUGUAUCUUAAAAUUUAAAGAAAAAUGUAUACAUUUUCAAUAGAAUAAAUAUUCUUUGAUCUGAAA
Drosophila montana is the source of this 759-nucleotide messenger RNA. RefSeq lists its product as uncharacterized. The transcript is spliced from 4 exons. Bases 37 to 654 code for a protein of 205 amino acids. The record is from RefSeq and is a predicted model, not a curated record. Lineage: Eukaryota; Metazoa; Arthropoda; Insecta; Diptera; Drosophilidae.